Molecule: messenger RNA, 1841 nt
Organism: Camponotus floridanus (Florida carpenter ant)
Lineage: Eukaryota; Metazoa; Arthropoda; Insecta; Hymenoptera; Formicidae
Product: UDP-glucuronosyltransferase 2B33
Exons: 8
Coding region: 263-1807 (514 amino acids)
Molecular function (GO): UDP-glycosyltransferase activity
Source: RefSeq, a predicted model, not a curated record
ACACACGAGGCCUGAAUUAUUUCUCUCGUAAAGCUGAGUGAGAAGCAUCCGACCAAUGGACAACUCGUUCACUUAUUUACCGUCGCCCCAAGCAAACUGAUCGUGGAACAUGUAUUGAAUUUUUCAUACGUAUCGCCCUCGUCUUUUUUCCGUCGCUCGGGUUCUUUUUAAAAAUUCUCGCGAGAAACCGGCAGCCUCGAUUCUUCCCUGAAAGAUUGAACGGCCGUUUCGCAUUCGCGAACGAAAGUGUUCUGUGCCCAAGAUGCACGUCGUGACGAUCGUAUUGCUAUCAAUUUUGCUAUUCCGCGCCUUCCAGCAUAUCCACGGAUACAAUAUUCUAGGUAUUUGUCCGAGUGCGAGUUACAGCCACCAACAACCCUUCCAAGCAUUGAUGAAGGCAUUGGCGGCUCGCGGCCACAGGAUUACCGUAGCAUCAACAAUUCCUCUAAAGAAUCCUCCAUCGAAUUAUGAAAACGUUGACUUAUCAUUUUCCUAUCGGAAGAAGGAUUGCACAGGAUUAAGACAUAUGGGAGCCUAUACGUUGCUUCACAAAAAUAUGUGGGAGGCAAACGAAUUAUGCAGGGAGCAAUUAUUCAGUCCUGCCAUCGACAAGCUGAUAGCGGGCAAUAAAACAUUCGACGCGAUCAUUAUAGAACAAUUAUGGUUCCAGUGUUAUUACGUCCUCGUAAAGCACUACAAUUUCCCGGUGCUGAUAGGAUUUUUGAGCGUAGGCAACUUGCCCUACGUAAUGGAUUCCGUAGGAAACCCAGACGAUCCUAAUUUGAAUCCAGAUAUGGCGUAUCCAUUCACGAACAAAAUGACAAUUAUUGAGCGUAUACAAAAUAUCCUUUAUACAACAUGGACAAGAUUAUAUUAUCGAUACUGGCACUUAUCAAGGGCUCAACGCAUCGCUAACGAAUGGACAUCCGGUGUAUCCGUUUACGAUAUCGAUAAAAACUUCAGUUUGGUAAUCUUGGGUAACAAUCAUGUAUUCGGUUAUCCGAAACCACUACUACCACAUGUGAUAGAAGUUCAUAGUUUGCAAAUUUCGGAAAAAUCCGAGCCGUUGACUGAGGAGAUUCAAGAAUUUCUGGACAACGCACGAGAUGGUGCCAUUUAUUUCUCUCUGGGUUCGAAUCUACAAACUCACCAGCUACCCGCCGGGCCUCUGACCGCAUUGUGCAACGCCCUAGGUUCGCUCAAGCAAAGAGUUCUAUUGAAACAUGACGGUUACAUGGCCAUUCAUCCGACCAACGUCAAAUUUGUGAAGUGGGCGCCCCAGCAAGCGGUCCUCGCGCAUCCCAGGGUGAUGGCGUACGUGAUGCAGGGCGGAUUGCAGUCGUUGCAAGAGGCAGUGCACUACUCGGUUCCGGUAGUCGCAAUUCCCUUUUUCGGGGAUCAACUUUUCAACGCACGUAAAAUCCUAGACGCCGGUAUCGGGCUGACACUGGACAUCGACACCAUGACCGAGAGCACUAUCGUACAAACGCUCCGAGAGAUCGUCGAAAAUAAAACGUAUCUGAACAAUAUCAAGACAAUAUCGGCAAUUGUGCAAGAUGAAGCUGAAUUGAUAAAGCCAAUAGAGAGAGCAGUGUGGAAUGUAGAGCACGUAUUAAAAUUUCCAAAUUCGAGACAUUUACGGUAUCACGGACGAGAUAUGUCAUGGAUAGAUUAUUAUGCAAUAUAUCUAUAUCUGAGUGGAGGUUUCACUCUUUUGUUUUACAUCGGUUAUAUAUUGAAUAUGAAAAAUAUUUCUGUCUUUAUUAAAAGCAGACGGAUAAAUCAUUUGAAACCAAAGUUUGAUUAAUAAUGUAAAUUUACGAUAAUAAUUACGAUAAUGG